AUGAAAGUCUGGGGAGCGUUCCUGUUCUGCGGUCCUCAGAGAGUGAGCUCAAACCUGAGCAGUCAUGCUCAUGAGUACCCAGACUGCCAAGAAGGGGGUAAUGAAGCCAGCCUGCUGGUGUCCCCUCUGGUGGUGGCUGGCAUCGUCAUCGGCCUGGUGCUCUUCCUCUCCUGCGUCACCAUCAUUGUGGGCAGUCUGCGCAAAGACAGCCGCCUGCGCAACCCCCACCUGCAUGCCAGCUACGUGAGCUCAAACCUGAGCAGUCAUGCUCAUGAGUACCCAGACUGCCAAGAAGGGGGUAAUGAAGCCAGCCUGCUGGUGUCCCCUCUGGUGGUGGCUGGCAUCGUCAUCGGCCUGGUGCUCUUCCUCUCCUGCGUCACCAUCAUUGUGGGCAGUCUGCGCAAAGACAGCCGCCUGCGCAACCCCCACCUGCAUGCCAGCUACGUGAGCUCAAACCUGAGCAGUCAUGCUCAUGAGUACCCAGACUGCCAAGAAGGGGGUAAUGAAGCCAGCCUGCUGGUGUCCCCUCUGGUGGUGGCUGGCAUCGUCAUCGGCCUGGUGCUCUUCCUCUCCUGCGUCACCAUCAUUGUGGGCAGUCUGCGCAAAGACAGCCGCCUGCGCAACCCCCACCUGCAUGCCAGCUACGCUCCAGAUGGCCUCUCAUAUGGUGGCUCCAUUGGAGAGCUGAGGUCCACUUGUGUUGAGGACUUUCCCCCUGCAUUUGACUUUGACUCCUAUGUGGAGACGCUAUCUCAAGUCAACGUCAUGUACCCAGACUCCCCACCUCAUUAUGAUGAGUGUGUGGGACAAGGGACGCAGAUAUAUGUUCCUACGGACGAUCCGCCCCCCUACUCCCUCACAGACCCGUGCCGGGAGCAUCCCGCCCCACACCGUCACAGAGAGAUGGGGGAUCUGCUCGCUGGUGCAUCUUGGGUGUCAGCAAGUGGCUCUUCCCAUUACCCAACCAGACUACAGGACUUCAGGCACCAGCCAAUCGCCUCCAUCUCUUUGUCAGCCUUACCUUUAGAUGAGGCGCCCCCAUACGAGGCAGUAGUGAGUGAACAAAACCACCCUCUUCCCCUGAUGCCUCUGGAUCUGCUCAAACACACUACAGCAGACAGCAGUCCUCAGGACAGCGUUUCCCACAGGAUCCUGUAAUCCGGGCCUCUCCUGCACACUCAUACGUCACUGUACCAAACCAGCUUCGAGAGGGACUCUAUUGUGUGGCUGGGGUCUCCUGAGUCGAGAGCUGAAACUGACACAAUUCCCUCUCACUUCAGCCGACACGGACACUGCACCUCCUGUUUUCUGUGACACAGAGGGAGCCGCCAUGAGAGCACAGGGCUAUCGACCACUUUUUUGUGCGUCACCUCACCUUGUCUUUUGCUCAUGGUGUAAUUAGAUAUCAGUGUGUGUCUUCUUUUACUGCUAGACUGAUAGAUGAUUUCAAUUUCACAAGCACCAAUUUCAACAACCAUUGAAAUGUGCCCUUCUGGAUGUCAGAAAAGACAAUAAACCUGGGGCCGUAAUAGAGAAAUUUACUAGUGCUGUCA
Sinocyclocheilus anshuiensis is the source of this 1553-nucleotide messenger RNA. RefSeq lists its product as uncharacterized. The transcript is spliced from 6 exons. The record is from RefSeq and is a predicted model, not a curated record. Lineage: Eukaryota; Metazoa; Chordata; Actinopteri; Cypriniformes; Cyprinidae. The coding region runs from base 1 to 1158 and encodes 385 amino acids.